AUGGGAGAGGUUGGAGAAGAAAAUGAGAGGUUGAAGCUUUCAUUGGCACGGGUUGUAAGGGAUACAAGUAGUGACGAAGAAAACGAAGAAAGUGAGGAACUUAUCUCCCUUUCUCUUGGAAUUUCAUCCAAAGGCCAACAGCAUGAGAAGAAGAAUAGCAAAGGAACUGAAAGGAUAAGUGAAAGUGAGGAUUUAAAUAAAGGACUUGAUCUUGGGUUAGACAUCAGGUUUGACCCUUCAUUUCAGGUUGAAGCCACAAAAAAUCCCAACACUGAAAGUAGCUGUGAUUAUGAAAGGAAUGAAGAGAAUAUCAGGGACAUGUGGCCACCCAGUAAAGUUCUCAAGACAAAAAGAAUUGGGGAUAAAAGUGAAGCUUCUCAACAUUCUCAGCUUAAGAAAGCUAGGGUUUGUAUCAGAGCCAGAUGUGAUACCCAAACGAUGAAUGAUGGUUGCCAAUGGAGAAAAUAUGGACAGAAAAUGGCAAAAGGGAAUCCGUGCCCCCGAGCGUACUAUCGAUGCACUGUCUCUCCCUCUUGUCCCGUGAGAAAACAGGUUCAAAGAUGUGCUGAAGACAUUUCAAUCUUGAUUACCACAUAUGAAGGAACCCACAACCAUCCACUGCCAACUUCAGCCACCACCAUAGCCUACACAACUGCUGCGGCCGCUUCAAUGCUUCAGUCUCCCUUAUUGAGCUCACAGGACCUACCCAAUUCAGAUUCAAUUUCCCUUAUCUACCCUGGGGCUUCUGAUAACAUGAAUGCCCUAAAAUUCACAUCAAGCUAUCAGCAAUUUUCAAAACCACAACAGCUAUACUAUCACAACUCAUAUAUUUCAAUCUCCAAUUCCCACCCCACAAUCACUCUUGACCUUACCACACCUCCAACUUCACCUCAAAACGGAAAAUUCACCCCAGGCUUGUCUUUCAUGCCAAAAUAUUCAUCAACAAACAAUUUUUCCUCAAGUACUAACUCUUCUUUGCAAUCUAGUAUGCUACAGCCGCCUUAUUGGAAUUCUUAUAAUGAAUACUUCAACUAUGGGGGAUUGAUCACCCAAACUAGAAACCAAAAUGGUUGCUUUAUGAACACUGGAAAACUACCAUUUCAGGGGCAUCUCUACCAACCCACUUACACUAGAAGCUGUGCAUUUUCUCAACAACCUUUACCAAAUUCCACUGCAGCAGCAACAAAGGCAAUCACAUCUAACCCAAAAUUUCAAUCUGCACUAGCGGUUGCUCUCCCAACAUACGUUGGUAAUGGAGCUGCUAGUGGUGAGGUAAAAGAAAAUCAUGUUGGGGUCGAAAGUGAAGCUUUGAACUUAAAUCUAGGUGGAGAGAUGCCAUACACAAUGAAAAUGCAUCUUCAAGGCGCAUGA
This is a messenger RNA of Abrus precatorius (Indian licorice), 1371 nucleotides long. Its product is annotated as probable WRKY transcription factor 61. NCBI's taxonomy places the organism in Eukaryota, Viridiplantae, Streptophyta, Magnoliopsida, Fabales, Fabaceae. Bases 1 to 1371 code for a protein of 456 amino acids. Gene Ontology annotation, biological process: regulation of DNA-templated transcription. The record is from RefSeq and is a predicted model, not a curated record. Gene Ontology annotation, molecular function: sequence-specific DNA binding; DNA-binding transcription factor activity. The transcript has 3 exons.